Anoplopoma fimbria (sablefish) is the source of this 1036-nucleotide messenger RNA. RefSeq names its product peroxisomal sarcosine oxidase-like. The annotation marks the transcript as partial. Gene Ontology annotation, molecular function: L-pipecolate oxidase activity; flavin adenine dinucleotide binding; sarcosine oxidase activity. Gene Ontology annotation, cellular component: peroxisome. NCBI's taxonomy places the organism in Eukaryota, Metazoa, Chordata, Actinopteri, Perciformes, Anoplopomatidae. The record is from RefSeq and is a predicted model, not a curated record. The transcript has 7 exons.
AUGUCGACCAUAGAGGAGUAUGACUGCAUAGUAAUCGGGGCCGGGGUCCAGGGCUCCUUCACGGCCUGUCAGCUGGCAAAACAGAGCCGGAAGACUCUGCUGCUGGAGCAGUUCGUCCUGCCCCACACCCGAGGGAGCUCCCAUGGCCAGACCCGCAUCAUCCGAAAGGCCUAUAUGCAGGACUUCUACACCCACAUGAUGGAGGAGUGCUACGAGCUGUGGGCCCAGCUGGAGCGGGAGGCGGGUAUCAAACUGUUCAGACAAACAGGGCUCCUAGUGAUGGGACCAGAGAACAGUGAGAGUUACCAGCUGAUUAAGAACACCCUGCAGAAAAACAAGGUUCCUAUGGCGAUCCUGAACCAUGACAACUUCUGCCAGCACAUCCCCAAUGUCAACCUGGCUGUUGGAAAUGGUGCGGUGGUGGACUUAACCGCUGGAGUUCUGUAUGCUGACCGUGCACUCAAGACUGUACAGGGGCAGUUUCAGAAGUUGGGUGGGGUCAUUCGAGACAAAGAGAAGGUUAUUGACAUCAAGCCUGGCCCUGUUGUGACAGUGUCAACCUCUGCUGGUGUUUAUCGAGCCAAUAGAGUGGUGAUCACCGCUGGACCUUGGGCUAAUAGACUGCUGGCCCACACUGGCUUACAGCUGCCACUCGAGGUGGUGAAGAUCAACGUGUGCUACUGGAAAGAGAAGGUUCCAGGAUCUUACGACGUGAAGAAGCGCUUUCCGUGCUUCUUGCUGACUGAGGGCGAGGAGACCAAAGAUCACAUCUACGGCCUCCCAUCCAACGAGUACCCGGGCCUAAUGAAGAUAUGCUACCACAUGGGCAGUGAAACAGACCCAGACCAGAGAGACAAGCAGACAGACAGGUCUGAUAUUGACAUCCUCAAGCGCUUCAUUGCCCGCUGUUUUCCUGGCCUGGUCCCUGAACCUGCUGUAGUGGAGAGCUGCCUGUACACGCUAACGCCUGACGAUCAUUUUGUGCUGGACUGUCACCCCUCCUACAGCAAUAUUGUGAUUGGAGCAGGAUUCUCAG